Cyclocybe aegerita is the source of this 903-nucleotide messenger RNA. Lineage: Eukaryota; Fungi; Basidiomycota; Agaricomycetes; Agaricales; Hemipholiotaceae. The record is from the annotation of a GenBank genome assembly.
AUGGCCUUCUCUCCCCAGUCCUACCGCCCCUCAGUUUCAAGCGAUCUCACAGGCCGCAUCGCCGUGGUCACAGGAGGCGGGACCGGCAUCGGCUUAAUGAUCGCACAGGGGCUAGCAGCAGCUGGAGCGAAGGUGUACAUUACAGGACGCCGCCUCGAGGUCUUAGAGAAGGUCGCUGUGGGCUGGGAUAAACAGAUAGGAGGGGAGAUCGUACCACUCCAGAUGGAUGUGACGGACAAGACGAGUAUAGCCAAGACUAAAGAACUCCUCGCAGAGAAGGAAGGAAGAAUCCACGUCCUUGUAAAUAACGCAGGUCAAGUUGGUCCUGCUUCACCUUUCCUUGGGAAUCCACAAGCACCAGAGAACAAGGACGCGGAGACUCUCGGGGCAGCUUUGUUCAACAACGAGAGCCUUGAAGGAUGGGCCGACCUCUACAAAAUCAAUUCGGCGUCAAUAUUCUUCGUAACGACUGCAUUCCUCGGACUGCUCGCGAAGGGAUCGCAGGACGUGCAGGAUUUCUGGUCAAGUGUGAUCAACAUCACUAGCAUCAGUGGUGUUAUCAGGGUUGCUCAGGACCAUUUCUGUUAUAACAGCGCCAAAGCAGCAGCCUCGCAUCUUACCAAGAUGUUCGCCACGGAGCUCGCAGUGAAGAGCAUUCCGGUGCGCGUGAAUGCGAUUGCACCAGGAGUAUACGCGUCAGAGAUGACUGUGCCGGAGGUAGCGCCAGAGCAGGUGGACGCGAUUGGAAAAGGCCUUCAACCUGUUCCGAUGAAGAGGGCAGGAACAGGCCAGGAAAUGGCUGGAACGGUCGUUUAUCUCGCCUCGCGGGCAGGCGGAUAUGUGAACGGCCAGGAGAUUGUGAUAGACGGUGGAUAUGUCGCCGUGAACCCGUCCACUGUUUGA